Messenger RNA from Arabis nemorensis, 1248 nucleotides. The record is from the annotation of a GenBank genome assembly. NCBI's taxonomy places the organism in Eukaryota, Viridiplantae, Streptophyta, Magnoliopsida, Brassicales, Brassicaceae.
AUGAAAGCAUUCAUUAGAUAUGCUCAUGAUCCAGAUUACAGAUUCCUCCAUGAACGAAUCUCUGAUCUAUUCUCUGAUCACUUGAGAAGAGACCUCGAGUUUUUGACUUCCAGGGAAACAAAAAAGAUCUCUCUAGCGGCUAAGUGGUGUCCGUCGCUUGAUUCAUGCUUCGACAAAGCCACACUGAUCUGCGAGAGCAUCGCUAAGAAGCUGUUUCCACGUGAAUCGUUUCCGGAAUACGUAGGUGUAGAAGAAGCUCAUUACGCGUACAGAGUUCGUGAUCGGUUAAGGAAAGAGGUUCUUGUUCCUCUCCGUAAAACUCUGCAACUCCCUGAGGUUUACAUGGGAGCGAGCGAUUGGGAUUCUCUUCCUUACAAUCGUGUUGCAUCAGUAGCGAUGAAAUCGUACAAGGAGAUAUUCCUGAAACACGACGAGGAGAGAUUUGAGCAAUACCUAGAAGAUGCUAAAUCAGGUAAAACGAAGAUCGCCGCGGGAGCUGUGUUACCUCACGAGAUCAUCGGAGAACUGAACGGCGGAGACGGUGGACAAGUCGCUGAGCUUCAAUGGAAACGAAUGGUUGAUGAUCUGAAAAAGAAAGGUUCUUUGACGAAUUGCAUCGCUAUCUCCGACGUGUCGGGAUCUAUGAAAGGUACUCCGAUGGAGGUUUCGGUCGCUCUGGGUUUGCUCGUCUCUGAGUUAUCCGAAGACCCAUGGAGAGGAAAGCUGAUAACUUUCAGCGAAAACCCAAAACUGCAUUUGGUGAAAGGAGACGACUUGAGAACGAAAACAGAGUUUGUGAGGAGAAUGCAGUGGNGAUACAACACGGAUUUUAAGAAAGUGUUCGAUCUGAUUCUGAAAGUUGCGGUGAAAAGGAAACUAAAACCGGAGGAGAUGGUCAAGAGGAUUUUCGUGUUUAGCGACAUGGAGUUCGAUGAAGCGUCGGGUGCGCCUUAUGACUCGGAUUCUGAGGCGGAGGAUGGUGGAUGGGAAACGGAUUAUCAGGCGAUCGUGAGGAAGUAUAGAAAGAAAGGGUACGGUGAAGCUGUGCCGGAGAUUGUGUUUUGGAAUCUGAGGGCUUCAAAGUCAACGCCGGUGAUAGCGAGCCAGAAAGGAGUGGCUUUGGUGAGUGGGUUUUCCAAGAAUUUGAUAAAGAUGUUUUUGGAUAAUGACGGAGAGAUUGAUCCGAUGAUAAUCAUUGAAGCUGUAAUCGCCGGAGAAGAGUACAAGCAGCUUGUUGUGAUCGAUUGA